AUGGACCCGUUCUCCGGCGAGGGCGAGCUCCUCAACAUAACGACUGCAUUCUACACCCAUGCCUACCAGGAAGUCCUAGAUUUCGAUACCACAGCUCUCUCCGCUCAGAACAAAGCGGCCGCCCAGAUCCUUAAAUAUCGUGCGCAGAUUGCCCUUGGCCAGCAGUCAGCAGUCAUCUCGUCUCUGAAGAGCUCAAAAGAUCCCUCGUCACGGGCUUUGACAGCGCUUGCGAAAUUCUCCUCCGGUGAUGCUUCAGGAUUAGAAGAUGCGUCAACAUUAGCCGAUGAAGAGCCCGAAGAUGCUGUCGUGCAAUUAGUCGCAGGAACAGUGCUCGCAGCCGGCGAAGACUACGCAAAAGCCACUGAUCUGCUCUCAAAACACCAGGGAAGCCUCGAGGCUGUGGCAUUGUUAGUACAGAUUCACUUGCAGCAAAACCGGACGGACCUUGCCCUGAAGGAGGUGGCAGGCGCGAAACGAUGGGCGAAUGAUUCUUUGCUGAUCAAUCUGGCCGAAUCAUGGACGAACCUGCGAGUUGGAGGCAGCGAGAAGUACCAGUCUUCGUUCUACGUCUUCGAAGAGUUGGCGACCACACCAGGAACCACGAGCCCCACCGCGUUGGUGGGUCAGGCAGUUGCCGAGAUGCACCUUGGUCGAUGGGAGGAGGCAAACGCAGCGCUUGAACAGGCCAUGUCACUCGAAGGAGCUAGUGCUGAGAGUGUUGCCAAUGCGGCGGUCCUGGCGAGCGUGUUGGGCAAGAAAGACGAGCAGGUGCAGGAACUGUUGAAGAAGUUGGGGGGCCAGCAGAAUGAUCAUGCGUUACUAAAAGAUUUGAAGGAGAAGAGUGAGCUGUUCGAUCAAGCAGCUGGAAAAUAUAGCGCGAAGGUCGCUUCAUGA
Cyphellophora europaea CBS 101466 is the source of this 894-nucleotide messenger RNA. RefSeq lists its product as uncharacterized. Gene Ontology annotation, molecular function: protein binding; structural molecule activity. The coding region runs from base 1 to 894 and encodes 297 amino acids. NCBI's taxonomy places the organism in Eukaryota, Fungi, Ascomycota, Eurotiomycetes, Chaetothyriales, Cyphellophoraceae. The record is from RefSeq and is a predicted model, not a curated record. Gene Ontology annotation, biological process: retrograde vesicle-mediated transport, Golgi to endoplasmic reticulum; intra-Golgi vesicle-mediated transport; endoplasmic reticulum to Golgi vesicle-mediated transport. The transcript is spliced from 2 exons. Gene Ontology annotation, cellular component: COPI vesicle coat.